GACGCCUGUGAUAAGUGUGUGGAUAAUUGUAGACUCGCAAGUAAAUAAUUUCCAGGUCGAGGGUCUCAUCUACUUUCGUCUCUAACAUCUUCAAAUAAGAAAAAGGUUUGGUUCAGAGCACGUAUUCAUAAUCAGUGUUGCUAUCGAAACAAAAAAUGAUCAAGUGCGUCUUUCAUUUGUUCAUCCUUCUGAAUUUCUUCGGUGGGAGUUUGAGUUCAAGUUUGAGAACAUCGAUAAAACAGGAAAGAGAAUUUGUUUGUCCCGAUCAAGAGACCGGUUUCUAUCCCGAAGAUGAAAAUAUUUGUUCCGCUACUUAUUACACGUGUGUAAAUGGCGUUGCUUACCCCCAGCAAUGCCCUGGAAUAACUGUUUUUGAUCCUGUUAGCAGCAAUUGUGUUGAUUUCGAAGUUUCCUCUUGUUACGUGCCCUCGUUCACAUGUCCGUCUCCCGAAGGAUUCUAUCCAGUACCCGCAACCUGCGGAAGUGAUUAUUUCAUCUGUGUCGGAGGAGACCCUUCAUCCGCGACAUGCCCAUUUGAAGCAAUAUUCGAUCCUGUCACUUUUGCCUGCGUACCUCCCGAGCAAGCAUCCUGCAACCAGCCGUUCACUUGCCCGUCUUCAGAUGGACUUUUCCCGUAUCCAGGCGCUUGUUCCGCAAUGUAUUAUAAUUGCACUGAAAGUCAAAGCUCCAUACAGUAUUGUUCUGCCGGCUAUUAUUUUGAUCCGGAAGUUUUGAGCUGCGUGUUGAUUGAGGAAGCUAGUUGCGCACCUGGCGGUGUUACGACAACGACAACGUCAACGACAACUUUUAGCUCAAUGACAUCUUCAACGCCCACAACUUUAAUACCUACAACACCGGAACCAUUUGUAUGUCCAGGCGACGGAUAUUACUCUACCGGCGUAUCUUGUACUGGCAAUUUUUAUAAUUGCACCGGUGGACAAUUCUACGUUGAGUCCUGCCCUGGAGAUAUGGUUUUUGUUCCAGAAUAUUCAAGCUGCGUGUUGUUCUUGUACACCACCUGCGCUCCUGAUGGAUGGAAUACCACCACAGCCUCGCCAACUGUUUCUUCAGCUACUUUUACUUGUCCAAUGCCCAACGGAAAUUUCCAAGUCCAUGGGAAUCGCUUGGCGUUUUGGAAUUGUCGUAAUGGGAUCCCAGAACUUCAAAGUUGCUCAAAUGGCAAAGUUUUCCGUCCUAGCAUUGGUACUUGCGUUUAACCGUCAAGUCCGCAACUUUUUAUCCAUAAUCAAGAAUACUUUGACAAGGACAAAAA
Messenger RNA from Daphnia pulicaria, 1273 nucleotides. RefSeq names its product chitin-binding domain protein cbd-1-like. The record is from RefSeq and is a predicted model, not a curated record. Gene Ontology annotation, cellular component: extracellular region. The coding region runs from base 156 to 1217 and encodes 353 amino acids. NCBI's taxonomy places the organism in Eukaryota, Metazoa, Arthropoda, Branchiopoda, Diplostraca, Daphniidae. Gene Ontology annotation, molecular function: chitin binding. The transcript has 14 exons.